This is a messenger RNA of Jatropha curcas, 1739 nucleotides long. Its product is annotated as alpha/beta-Hydrolases superfamily protein. Lineage: Eukaryota; Viridiplantae; Streptophyta; Magnoliopsida; Malpighiales; Euphorbiaceae. The record is from RefSeq and is a predicted model, not a curated record. Gene Ontology annotation, cellular component: chloroplast envelope.
AAAAAAAAACAAAAGAAAAAAAUCCUUCCCCUCUUCUGUCUCUGGCUUCCCGCUUAAUAUCUCAAAGCCCUUCUCUGCUAUCGUUUGCUUUGAUCUAAUACUAACAGUAAUAGAAACCAAAAUGAGUGGAUUAAUGUGUCAGCAGCUGUUAUUCCUUUCGCACCAUUACAAUCUCAGUCGUUCGAUAUCGAAAAAUAGUGGCAGCAGCCUCAGUUCUCCGGAUUCUCAAGUUGCAUUAGCUGUUUCUUAUCCAAAACUUCCGUAUAAUAGAUUUCUUCCCCAUGCUUCUUCUUCUUCUUAUUCUGGAUCAGUCGGCGGCUCGGAACGGUGGUUAGAUUCAAAAACACAGCAGAAAAAGAAGAGAAUUGCUGGAAUUGAUCAAGAUGAAUUAUUGGACCCUAUACUUUUAGGUGAUCCAGACAGUUGUUUUUGUGAGUUUAAAGGUAUACACAUUCACUACAAGUUGUCUAGUGCAGAAUCACAAAAUAAUACGAUUUCUCAACUUCCUCACUCUACUUCUCGCGCGAUUGGCUUUCCUAUCAUCUUAUUACAUGGGUUUGGAGCUUCUGUUUUCUCAUGGAGCCGAGUUAUGAAGCGCCUGGCAGAUGUCACUGCCUCCAAAGUUCUUGCCUUUGACAGACCUGCCUUUGGAUUGACGUCAAGGGUCGAUUCUUUCAAGCAUUCAUCCCCUGGCAACGAUGAUACGAAGCCAUUGAAUCCAUACUCCAUGGCAUUUUCUGUGCUUGCUACCUUGUACUUCAUUGAUUUCUUGGCAGCUGACAAGGCCAUUCUGGUGGGGCAUUCUGCUGGUUCUCUUGUAGCUGUCAAUACAUAUUUUGAGGCUCCAGAACGAGUUGCAGCUCUAAUCCUUGUUGCCCCAGCGAUACUUGCCCCUCGUGCUACUCAUAAGGUUGCUGCAGGGGAUAAACCAGGGGGAGAUACCCAGACUGAAGGAGACAGAUCAAAUUCAAGUAAAAUAAAAAAGCAAGUUAUAAAGCUUUUCAAGAUUUUGUCAAAUAUUGCAGCAUACAUCACCAGGGCAUUAAUAAAAAUGGUUAAGGGAAUGUCGGAUAUGCUUAAAUCUUCUUAUAAGAAAGUGCUGUCAACUAUUUUGCGCUCUACCUUUGGUGUAAUGCUGAUAAGGAUGAUAAUUGAUAAGUUCGGAAUAGCAGCAGUAAGGACUGCAUGGUACGACUCAAAUAAAGUCAGUGAACAUGUUCUAGAUGGUUAUACAAAGCCAUUGAGAACUAAGGGCUGGGACAAGGCUCUUGCAGAGUUCACCGCUGCAACACUAACAAGUUCUGAGUCAGAAUCAAAGCCACCACUGUCAAAAAGACUUCAUGAGAUCUCAUGUCCUGUUCUGAUCAUCACAGGUGACAAUGAUCGGAUUGUUCCAUCUUGGAAUGCUAAGAGACUUUCACAAGCUAUACCCGGAUCUUGUCUUGAAAUAAUUAAGCAUUGUGGCCAUUUGCCCCACGAAGAGAAGGUGGAAGAGUUUGUUUCAGUAGUUGAGAUGUUUCUAAGAAAAGCUUUUGGUGAUUCAAGGGAACAAUCUUUGCAAGUAGUGAACUGAAAUUUUAACCUGAACAAUACAUCAGUUUAUACUUGUGUUCAUGAUCUGGUAAGUGUAAUAGAUAAGAACAACUUCAAAAAUUUAUAUAAAAGGUGGCAUCGACUUAAUGAAAUGAUGAAAUGUACGGAAUCAAAGUCUAUGCAGGAGUUUCCACUUCUUCUCUCGC